AUGUCCCUCUCACGGGCCACCCUCGGCCUUGCCGCCCUCGCCAUCGGCUUCGCGCGGGCCGCCAUCGUCGAGCACAACUUCAACGUCGGCUGGGUCCACGCGAACCCCGACAACGCCUUUACCCGUUCCACCAUCGGCAUCAACGGCAAAUGGCCCCUGCCCGCCAUUGAAGCCAACGUGGGCGACACCAUCGUCGUCAACGUGACGCAGUGCGCCAUUCCUCCAGGUGGUUCUUUCACCUACCGCUUCAAGGUCGAGCAACAUGGCACCUACUGGUACCACUCCCACACGCACAGCCAGUAUCCUGAUGGUCUAAGGGGUCCCCUCAUCAUCCAUGACCCCCAGGCCCCCUUCAGGGACCAGUACGACGAGGAGCUGGUUCUCACUCUGUCCGACUGGUACCAUGACCAAAUGUCCGACCUCAUCCCCCAGUUCCUCGCCAAGAGCAACCCGACUGGUGCCGAACCCGUGCCCCAGGCCGCCCUCAUGAACGAGACCCAGGACCUCGCCGUCCGCGUAGAGCCAGGGAAAACCUAUCUUUUCCGUGCUGUCAAUCUCGGCGCCUUUGCCUCCCAGUAUCUGUGGUUCGAGGGCCACACCAUGACCAUUGUUGAAGUUGACGGCGUUUAUACCAAGCCCGCCGAGACCAACAUGAUUUAUCUCUCGGCUGGCCAGCGCUGUAGCUUCCUUUUGACCGCGAAGAAGGAUACCCAUCAAAACUUCGCCUUUGUCGGGAGCAUGGACAUUGAACUCUUCGACGUCUUGCCAGACGAGUUAAACUGGAACGUCACAGGUUGGCUCGUGUACAACGAGGACCGCGACCUGCCCAAGGCCCUCGACGUCGCCGAAUUCGAGCCCAUCGACGACAUGACCCUGGUGCCCUACGACGAGGCGCCCCUCUUACCCGAGCCGGACCGCACCGUCGAGCUCAACGUCGUCAUGGACAAUCUCAGGGACGGCGCCAACUACGCCUUCUUCAACAACAUCACCUACAAGGCCCCCAAGGUGCCCACCCUGUACACCGUCCUCACCGCCGGCGACAUGGCCACCAACGCCCGAAUCUACGGCGAGUACACCCACAGCUUCGUCCUCGAACAGGACGAGAUCGUGCAAAUCGUCGUCAACAACCACGACGACGGUCGCCACCCGUUCCAUCUCCACGGUCACCAGUUCCAGGCCGUCUACCGCUCCGAAGAGGACGCCGGCGACUUUGACGAGGCGGCCCUCGAGGACGCCGACUUCCCUGCGAUCCCCAUCCGGCGUGAUACCCUGGUGGUUUGGCCCAAUGGCAAUAUCGUCCUGCGCUUCAAGGCGAACAAUCCCGGUGUUUGGCUCUUCCACUGCCACAUCGAGUGGCACGUCGUCUCCGGCCUCGUCGCCACCUUCAUCGAGGCGCCCGAACAACUUCAGGAGAUGGUCACUAUUCCCAAGGACCACCUGCGCGCUUGCGCAGACGGAAAUGUCCCUACCAAGGGCAACGCGGCCGGCCACACCCGUGACCUGCUCGACUUGUCAGGCCAGAACACGCCCCCGCCACCACUUCCAGAAGGCUUCACUACCGGUGGCAUCAUUGCUUUCCUCAUCAGCUGUCUUAUGGGCGUCCUCGGUGUGACCGUCGUUGGCUGGUACGGAAUUACUAAGCCGGACGAGGACCAGGAACCUCCUCAGUCACCCACGUUGGCUCCACUGAUCAACAGGUCCGAUGACGCCGACGAGGCGCAACCAAACCGCGGGUACGAUGGGGAAGAGGAUGAGAGACAGUAG
Messenger RNA from Parascedosporium putredinis, 1764 nucleotides. The record is from the annotation of a GenBank genome assembly. NCBI's taxonomy places the organism in Eukaryota, Fungi, Ascomycota, Sordariomycetes, Microascales, Microascaceae.